Acanthisitta chloris (rifleman) is the source of this 1889-nucleotide messenger RNA. It is a transcript of the gene EIF2AK1, whose product is annotated as eukaryotic translation initiation factor 2-alpha kinase 1. The record is from RefSeq and is a predicted model, not a curated record. The annotation marks the transcript as partial. The transcript has 14 exons. Gene Ontology annotation, molecular function: ATP binding; protein kinase activity. Gene Ontology annotation, biological process: protein phosphorylation. Lineage: Eukaryota; Metazoa; Chordata; Aves; Passeriformes; Acanthisittidae.
AGUCGGAUGUGCCAGCCGAGCUGCGAGUGGCAAAUGCGUCGCAAAAGUUUGUGACUUUCACUUCGACCAUCCAAAAUCAGCUGCUGCUGGUGUCGCUGCUGGAGCACCUGUGCCACAUGUACACGCACAACCCUGUUCAUUCCAGGUGUUUGUUCCGAAUACUUCGCCAGGCUUUCACAAGAACCGGGUUGCUCUCCCCUUUUGCCUUUUGUGAUGAAUUUAGUACUGUAAGACUCCAGCACAAUAGAGCCAUUACUGAACUCAUGAAAGCAGCUAAUCGACAAAUACUUAACGGGGAACUUGAAAAUGGAGAUUCUCAUGCAGUUGGGGAAAAAGAAAUUCUCUUUGAAGCACAGACUUCACGGUACCUGAACGAAUUUGAUGAGGUUGCAAAGCUAGGAAGAGGAGGAUAUGGCAAAGUAUACAAGGUCAGAAACAAGUUAGAUGGUCAGUUCUACGCUAUUAAAAAAAUUAAAAUCAAGAAGGCUACAAGAAGAGAUUGCAUGAAGGUGCUAAGAGAAGUGAAAGUGCUGGCUGGGCUGCAGCAUCCCAACAUUGUGGGCUAUCACACUGCUUGGAUGGAACAAGUUCAAACAGUACAUCCAAAAGGAAAAACAUUAAUGGAGCUGCAGCCAUUAUCUUUGGAGCAAGAGAGCAGCAAUGAUCACUGUCACAUUGAGAGUGCUGAAAGUGGUAGCUCAAUUAUCUUUGCUGACCUUCCUUCACAAGAAAAGAAGUCCUAUAACAGUUCCAGUCUUAGAAAUCUGAGAAGUGAAUCAGUGCACAAUAUGGAUGUAAGGAACGAUUUUACAAACAGCAGCAGUAAAGAGUGUGUGAAACCAAAUAAAUGUGAAUUAUCCAUAGACUUACAAGAAGACUCUGUAAAUAGCAUUAACAGUUCAUCAACUGGUGUGAAAAAUCAUGCAGCAUGGGGACCUCAUUCCAGUCUGGGUCAAGGGGCUAGCACUGAAAGCAAGUCCUGCACUGAAGAAUGCUCCAGGAAUGAUGUAGCUCUCUGUGUAGGGCUCGAGGUGGAAUAUCCUUUGAUGCUUCAUAUCCAAAUGCAGCUGUGUGAGAGAUCCCUGUGGGAUUGGAUUGCUGACCGUAAUCAGAGAUGCAGUGAGAGAAUAGAGGAAACUUCCAGUCCAUAUCAUCUCGUGGAUGUGCACUGGACAAUGAAAAUUUUUCAAGAGCUGGUGGAAGGAGUUUGCUAUAUCCACAGCAUGGGAGUGAUGCAUCGAGACAUUAAACCCAGAAAUAUCUUUCUACAUGGAUCAGAUAAUCAUGUAAAAAUAGGUGACUUUGGAUUAGCCUGCAGAGACCUUCUUUGGGUUGAUGCAGACCAGUGGUUUCAGCCAGAAAGGGUAAAUGGGCUGACACAUACUUCAGGAGUGGGGACUUGCCUCUAUGCCUCACCAGAACAACUGCAGGGAUCUCACUAUGAUUUCAAGUCAGACAUGUACAGCGUGGGUGUUAUCCUGCUAGAACUCUUCCACCCAUUUGGAACAGAAAUGGAAAGAACUGAAGUUCUUACACAUUUGAGGAAUGGCCAAAUUCCUGACACUUUCUACAAGACAUGGCCUACUCAAGCCAAGUAUGUUAAACUCCUCACCAGUCAGGGAGCCACAGAAAGACCAAGUGCUGCUCAGCUUCGGGAAAGUGAACUGUUUCACACCACAGAACAUGUUAUUUCUAACCUCCAACAGAAGGUGAGAGAGCAAGAAGAAGAGAUAGAGAAGCUGAGGGAGAGAAUCAGACUGCUUUCUGAGGAGGAAGAUGAACAUAUGAGACUGGGCUCUCCUGUUUGAGUACAGGAAGAAAUAACCUAUUGUAUGCUAAGAUAUAAAAAGUUUCUUUUUUUUUACAUAAAAUAUUCAAAUCCAUUUUCA